AUGGAUAUAUUACUAAAUGAUAGAUAUCGUCUGUUAAAUUAUAGAAAAGUAGAAGAUAGCUGUAAAUCAUCGAAUUCUAAAAAUCCAUAUAUAUAUUUAAAAGGACAACUUGCAUUCUACUCUGAAAACCCACUCUUACUUCAACAGCGUAUCCAUGAUAGCUGCUUUACAAGAUCUAGUGUAGUUGGAUUGGGAGGGGGAGUACUGGGUUUUUUAUUUUCAUCAUUUAUAUAUACUAUGAAAGGUAGAAGCACUAAUGCAAAACAGAUGUUGUCUCAUGAAAUUUCAGGUUCACUUUUAAAGCAAAUGAGAAGCGAUUUUAAAGAAUUUCUUACUGAAGCUAAGAAGAACUCAUAUAAUUGGGCUAAGUUUGGCUUUGGAUUCUCAAUAGUUGAUUGUUUUAUUGCUAAACAGCGUGCUCAAAGUGACAGUCUCAAUGCCAUUUAUUCAGCUUGCAUCACAGGUGGCAUUAUGAGAAUAAAUGGUGGAAUUUUGUCAUCUAUUAGUGGUUGCGCAAGUUUUGCUGCCUUUACCUUCUUUAUGGAGUACUUAUCAAUAUUUAGGAAUGAUAGCACAACUAGAUAUAAUAGGGCUGCUGAUGAAGAUUAA
Messenger RNA from Cryptosporidium muris RN66, 609 nucleotides. RefSeq names its product mitochondrial import inner membrane translocase subunit Tim22, putative. Gene Ontology annotation, biological process: protein insertion into mitochondrial inner membrane. Lineage: Eukaryota; Apicomplexa; Conoidasida; Eucoccidiorida; Cryptosporidiidae. Gene Ontology annotation, cellular component: TIM22 mitochondrial import inner membrane insertion complex. Gene Ontology annotation, molecular function: transmembrane protein transporter activity. The record is from RefSeq and is a predicted model, not a curated record. The transcript is spliced from 2 exons. The coding region runs from base 1 to 609 and encodes 202 amino acids.